Molecule: messenger RNA, 1278 nt
Organism: Naegleria lovaniensis
Lineage: Eukaryota; Heterolobosea; Eutetramitea; Acrasida; Naegleriidae
Exons: 3
Coding region: 1-1278 (425 amino acids)
Source: RefSeq, a predicted model, not a curated record
AUGUUUCCGGUGCUAUCAGAAAAGAAGGUCCAUCUAUCGCUUUCGGGGACUGGCGAUGAUGAGCUUGGUAGUUCAUCAUUCCAACCUAAAUUUUCUUCAUCUCCCAUCCGUACAUUCUCUUUGCCGACAGGCAAUGCCGGACGACUCAAAGACCGACUAAAGGAAAAAUCAAGUAAAGGAUACAAGAGUAUUGUUCAUCGAUUACAUCAGCAUCUAGAAACGGAGAAGAUGAAUCAACAGGAAGCAAAAACAGAAAUGUACCAAAGACAAGCAUCCAAAAUGAAGAAGUGGAAUCGUCUGAUCAGCUCCAUUGACUCUUGGACUCUGCACUCGAUAGAAUACCACAUGAAAGAGAAGGACAAGUUGAGGAAUUCUCUUCCGUGCUUUACUCAAUCUUCAGUUCACUAUGAUGAAAAGAAAAAGGAAGAGCUCAUUAAACUGGCAACGUUAGAAGCAAAAGAGAGAUGUACAAUAAGAAAGCGAGUUCAGGAAAAACGUGCUUCGUUGGAUGCCUUUGAGCGGCUUCUACAAUAUCAAUACAAAAGAAGAAAGGCGUUUGAAAAUGGGCAAUUAACGUUGUUUAAGGACGAGUACUAUGAAGAAGAAAUGAAGAAUUUCAUGAAAGAAGAGAUUGUUUCUUCUGUGAUCGAGAAGGCUGUGAAUACCAGCCACACAUCUAUGAUCAAUGAUAUAUCACAUAGCAAUUCGGAACCUAUUGAGCUCGAUCUUGGCUCACCCCGAACAGUGCUAACCUCUGUCAACAUUGUAAAGAGAAUGCCAGAUGAGAAAGUAUUCUUCUUGACGAAAGAUGAAAUUAACAAGCUUGAAGCAAUUAAAGAGCAAAAGAGAUUGGAAAAUGAAAGACUGUUAGAGUUGGAGCGACAAAGGAAGGAAGAAGAGAAGCAACAACUACAGCUUUUGAUGGAACCACCAACACACAAUGAUAGUGUUGUUGAAGAAAGUAAAAAUGAUCUAGAUAAUAUCGUUUCAGAAGAAAGCAAUCAUAGAGCUUCACAAACAGCCUCCGACGCUACACAAGCAAUUCAUCAAAUUGUUAACGGCAUUAUUCAAAAUAUAAUUACACGUUGUGAAAUUCAAAAGGUGGUUUCUCACAUUGUUGCUGGUGUGAUAAAAUCCCAUUCACAAGAGAAUAAGAACAUUAUUUCGAUCCAGAAAGAGAGAGAACCAUCAAUAAUUAUUAACAAUAUAGUUAAGGAAAUAAUUACAAGAGUGGUGGACAAAAACCAAUUCCGUGAUAAAGUGGGUUUCACCAUUUAA